AUGCAAGAGUUAGAUCUCAGUCACAACAAACUUGUAGGUCAGUUUCCCUUAUGCUUAACUCACUUGAGUGGCCUAAGAGUUCUUGAUCUCUCAUCUAACCAAUUGACUGGGAAGUUACCACCUUCUCUUGGUAGCCUUAAGUCCCUCGAGUAUUUGUCAUUGUUUGAUAACGACUUCGAAGGCUUCUUCUCACUUGGUUCCCUAACCAAUAUUUCAAACCUUAGUGUGUUGAAACUCUGCUCAAAAUCCAACUCACUUCAAGUAGUGUCUGAUAGUUCUUGGAAGCCAAAGUUUCAGUUCGAUGUUAUCGCACUACAAUCUUGCAACUUGGAAAAGGUUCCUCAGUUUCUCCUACACCAGAAGGAGUUGCGCCAUGUUGAUCUCUCUGACAAUAACAUUUCUGGAAAUUUUCCUUCCUGGCUGUUGGAGAACAACAGGAAACUCAAAGUGUUGCUUCUACAGAACAACUCCUUUACAAGCUUUCAUCUACCCGAGUACGCUCACCGUCUUCUUUUCCUGGAUGUGUCUGUUAAUAAACUUAAUCAUCUUCUUCCUGAGAACAUUGGGUGGAUACUUCCUCAUCUGCGGUACAUGAAUAUCUCCAAGAACGGCUUUCAAGGAACUCUACCAUCUUCUCUAGGUAACAUGAAGAAUAUUGAAUAUAUGGAUCUGUCUCGCAACAGUUUCCAUGGGGAGCUACCAAGAAGUUUUCUAAACGGUUGUGAUUCCAUGGCAAUCUUGAAGCUAUCACACAACAAACUAAGUGGAGAGAUUUUUCAUGAACCACCCAUAUUUACUAAUAUUUUGGGGCUGUUCAUGGAGAACAAUCUUUUCACAGGAAAGAUUGGACAAGGUUUGCAAAGCUUGAGAAACUUGUCACUUCUUGACAUUUCAAACAACAACCUCACAGGUGUUGUUCCAAGCUGGAUCGGGGAGCUUCCAUCCUUAACCGCACUGCUGAUAGCAAACAACUUGCUGGAUGGUAGCAUACCUACAUCUUUGUUUAAUAACUCUAAUCUUCAGCUACUUGAUCUCUCCACAAACAAUUUAUCUGGGGGCAUACCUCCACACCACAACUCUAGAAAUGGAGUAGUGUUGCUCCUCCAAGACAAUGAUUUAUCAGGAGAAAUUUCAGACACACAGCUAGCAAACGUGGAGAUACUUGACCUGAGGAACAACAAACUCUCUGGGAGUAUUCUGAUAAUUUGUGGGAUUAUGAGAGCUUCUAAGUGUUUUAACCGUGAUGAAGCACACAAACAAAGUAAAAAAGGAGUGAAGUAACCGUAAGUAUUUGAGAGAGAAGAGAAAUUUGAGAAUUUAAGAGAAUGAGAGGAUUUGUGAGAUUGAGAGAAUGAAAGAAAUGUUUGUAUUGAAUUGUGUGUUUAAUUGUGUAACAUACAUGGUGUAUUUAAAGGAAACAAAAGCAAUAAGCACUCAA
This is a messenger RNA of Brassica napus (rape), 1438 nucleotides long. Its product is annotated as receptor-like protein 15. Gene Ontology annotation, molecular function: protein binding. The coding region runs from base 1 to 1281 and encodes 426 amino acids. The record is from RefSeq and is a predicted model, not a curated record. Lineage: Eukaryota; Viridiplantae; Streptophyta; Magnoliopsida; Brassicales; Brassicaceae. The transcript has a single exon.